Molecule: messenger RNA, 96 nt
Organism: Gongylonema pulchrum
Lineage: Eukaryota; Metazoa; Nematoda; Chromadorea; Rhabditida; Gongylonematidae
Source: the annotation of a GenBank genome assembly
AUGCAGGACUACUUCGGCUAUGGCGUGCUCUACGUUAUGAAUAUUACCGAUAUUGAUGAUAAAAUUAUCAAGAGGUUUGUUUGCCUGAAAUUUUAG